Molecule: messenger RNA, 658 nt
Organism: Terrapene triunguis (Three-toed box turtle)
Lineage: Eukaryota; Metazoa; Chordata; Testudines; Emydidae
Gene: DPY30
Product: dpy-30 histone methyltransferase complex regulatory subunit
Exons: 5
Coding region: 186-485 (99 amino acids)
Cellular component (GO): Set1C/COMPASS complex
Source: RefSeq, a predicted model, not a curated record
AAAACAAUUUACGAUAUCCCCCCAAGUGUGCUGUUGUUAGUGGCUGACGCUGUCGAGAGGCUUCUGUAGCCUCGCAACGAUUCUUCCCUUUUCCCCCCCGCGGUGAGACUCGCCGCCGCGCGCCCUCCGUUGAGCUGCUGUCCCGAGAGAUUGUAGCACAUUUGGUGACUUCCAAGUUUCAAAUCAUGGAUACAGAACAGAUCAUGGAGGGGCAGGCACAGGUUCCAGAAAAUCCUCAUGCUGAAUAUGGCCUUACAGAAAAUGUAGAGAGGAUAGUAGAAAAUGAGAAGAUUAACGCAGAGAAAACAUCAAAGCAGAAGGUGGAUCUUCAGUCGUUACCUACACGUGCCUACUUGGAUCAGACAGUUGUGCCUAUCUUACUACAGGGGCUUGCUGUACUUGCAAAGGAGAGACCGCCAAAUCCCAUUGAAUUCCUAGCAGCGUAUCUUUUAAAAAACAAGUCACAAUUUGAGGACCGAAAUUAAUUCCAUGGGAAGAGGAGGACAGUUUGGCUGCUAAACUUACAUGCUAAUUUGCCAUGUUUCAUUCUUUGCUGUAAAAAUCAUACAGAACCACCAAUGUCUUUCAUAACUGCACAAUUUCCCUUAUCUUUUCUUGUUAUUUAAUAAAGUACAUUUUUAUUCUCACUAGUCUUAAA